This is a messenger RNA of Paraglomus occultum, 1284 nucleotides long. The record is from the annotation of a GenBank genome assembly. NCBI's taxonomy places the organism in Eukaryota, Fungi, Glomeromycota, Glomeromycetes, Paraglomerales, Paraglomeraceae.
AUGUCUGGGCCCGAUAAUUCUACAGCAGGAAUUCCGCCUCCAAUUCCAGUCUUCUGCGACUGGCGCAUUGAAAUCCGCGGAUGUAUUCUGUCACAGAUCUGGGUGACUGAAGUUUCGAUCUCUUUGGUUACCAAUGCCAUUCUGGCAUUUACCGGCGCAGUCUUUUUCUAUUAUCGCCGAAGAUAUAUGUGGCAAGGACUUUUCGUUGAUCAAUCUGGGGGAAUCCGACCCUUACCAGUGGAUUGUCUAUUGUUAUUCUGGGGGAUAUCUACAGUUUUGAGAGCACUUUAUGCUCUUUUAUUGUUGUUUGAUGCAUUCAGCGCGUAUUGGCAGAGAGAGUUGCUGCAAGAAUUAGGCUGGACUUUUCUCUGCUUUGGUGCCGCCGCUUAUUUAAUCGGCAUCAUCUACACAAUUCCUGUGAGCUACACUCGAGGCUCGGACGCAAUGAUUUCUCUUGGAUCCACCAAACGUUCUACCAACAAUGGCGUUAACAACGACAAAUCCAACACGCAUGUCAUCAUCCUUCCCACUCCUGUUCAACUUAAUUAUAUCCUCGGCGCCUACUUCUUAUAUCCUACUCUUAUCAUGCUUCCUGCAGCUGUGCUCUCUGGUGUGGGUAGGGAUCAGGGAAAUUUCGAGACGGCAGCCGCAUGGACUACUGUACACUAUGUUGCGUAUUGGGUCUACGAUUGGAGUGUGUCUCUAAUUUCCGCUUAUUAUGGGAUACACUUCAUGCUCAUCUUGAGGAGUUCAAUGAACAACUUUGACAAUCGAAGUGCUGGCGGUACGUACCAUCAAUCGAACAGUCCCACACGUCAAGCUUUCCAUCGGUUGAAGUAUACCAUGGCAUACCUCUUCUUCCUGUCAUUCAUCUCCGGGCCUGGCUGGGGUAUGUACGGUAUCAGAUAUAUAUCAAUGGUCACUGGUCCCAACCUAUACAGUUUGUUCAUCUCUGGAACUUGGUAUAUCACCGGCCCUCAGCCUCUAAUAGCUGUGUGUCAGUACGUGUUGGCAAAGAGAAUCUACCAGCACUACAUUGGCAAAAGUAAGAGUGCGAACAAUAUUACCGGAUCAAGCGUUCAGUCAACAACUAUUUCAUCUAGGGCUCCUCCCGCCAUGCAAGAUGGUAUUCUCAUUACGCAAGAAAUAGGUGUUGAGAUGGACUUUGCACUCGAUAUGAAAUCAGCGUCGGACAAGAACAAGCCAGACAAGAAGGGCAGCCAGGAGUUUGAGCUGAUGAAUAAGAGCGACACUGAGGAUGGAAGAAGCGAAGAUAAUGUAUAA